Molecule: messenger RNA, 135 nt
Organism: Dentiscutata erythropus
Lineage: Eukaryota; Fungi; Glomeromycota; Glomeromycetes; Diversisporales; Gigasporaceae
Source: the annotation of a GenBank genome assembly
AUGUCGUGUUAUGCAGAUACGUUUGUGAGAAUUAAAUUGGUUCGUCAAACUAUAAAAGAAGAAAGUAACUUAAUUGUUGUAUGGGCUGUCAGUGAAUAUCCUAUUGGUCGUGAAGAUAAUAAAAUCAAUAUGUAG